Molecule: messenger RNA, 2760 nt
Organism: Aspergillus bombycis
Lineage: Eukaryota; Fungi; Ascomycota; Eurotiomycetes; Eurotiales; Aspergillaceae
Product: lipase/esterase family protein
Exons: 5
Coding region: 1-2760 (919 amino acids)
Molecular function (GO): hydrolase activity
Source: RefSeq, a predicted model, not a curated record
AUGCCCUUGAACACGGUCGCACUCAGUGUGGCCCUCACCCCUGCUGUCAUCUCGACAUUCUUCUCUCAUUAUUUGCACCGUAAAUCACUCCAUCAUAAACCAAGCAUUCAUAUCGAAUACGAUGAAGGUGUUCGGAUAUUCCGCGAGUUCCUCGCUUACUCGGCCAAGCACUCCGUCGAGGACCUUCAAUCCUUCACGGGCCAGAGAGUCCCCAGUCCUCACUGGGUGAGGACUGAAACGGUUACCAUUCCCACUCAAUAUCUGUCAUCUGCCGCAACGGCCUUGAUCGACCAAUUGGGCCCCAAGGGGUUGCCCCAGGUUGGAGGGAAAGAGUGGUGGCAAUGGCGCGGACCAGUAGAUGAAUUAAAAGGCGAGUGGGUCGAAAUGAGAAAUGAUUACAAUGAAAGAACGCAGGCCAGAAAGAUUCACGGAACCCAUCCGAGUCAGAAACGUAUUAUGUUUUACAUACACGGUGGAGCGUAUUACUUUGGAAGUUUAGAAACGCAUCGGUACCAGAUGCAGCGUCAUGCCAGGAAGCUAAAGGGACGAGUGUUUGCACGUGAGUUUAAUGAUUCCUUCUUGGAGAUUUCGGCAUAUCGUCUAGCUCCACAGUUCCCAUUUCCUUGCAGUCUGCAUGACUGCUUGGCUGCCUAUCUGUUCCUUCUGAAGGAACACAAGCCCGAAGAGAUCAUAUUUGCUGGAGACUCUGCCGGCGGAGGAAUGGCGCUCUCGCUGCUAUGUAUUCUUCGUGAUCAAGGCCUGCCUUUGCCUGCAGGAGCGAUCCUGAUUUCACCCUGGGUUGAUCUCACCCAUUCUUUUCCUAGUAUAGUGAAGGAUAACCCCGGUGACUAUAUACCGCCCUACGGUUUCAGGCACAAGCCUUCUGCCGCCUGGCCACCACCAAACUCGGAUGAAAUAGAAGCCAUCAAGAAAGGCCUCGGGAAACAGCGUGCUACCGAAAAUAGUACGAAAGAGGCCAUACCACCCAACGGCAGUGAGGCUCAGGAGACAGCUGUCAAGGGUUAUUCGGUUCACGAGAACCUGUCGGCCAAAGCAUCUAUGAAUGCAACGGAUGAGCCUGGUAAUCCUAGGGUUCUCAUUGAUGGUACGACCGUUGAGAUCAAGGAUCAAAUCCAUAUGUAUACGACCAACCAACUCCUAUUCCACCCACUCGUUUCUCCUGUUCUACAACCGUCCCUGGGAGGUCUACCUCCUUUGCAGAUUCUAAGUGGUGGUGGAGAAAUGCUACGAGACGAGCAAUUCUACGUUGCUCAUAAAGCAGCAAAUCCGACCGCUUACCCGCCCAAUGAUGAUUUCUUAGACGAGUACGACCCCGAACGUGAAACGCUACACAAAUACUCCGGAACCCACGUCCAACUUCAAGUUUGGGAUGAUCUUUGUCAUGUUCCGACUACUUUGAGCUUUACUCGCCCAGCAAAAUAUAUGUUUCGAUCAAUUGCACAGUUUGGAGCAUGGGCUCUCGCAUGUGCUCAAGAAACAGAGAUUGAUAUUGUGGACGACACUGACAUCUCACCUAUCUCGUCUGAUAGCUCGGAAGACCCAGACACUCGCACCAAUGGGCCCCAAGCAGAGAAUUCGAAGCAGUCUGUGGCAUCUGUCGGGAAGGCUGGCGAUCGGUUACCUCCGUUCAAAGAGCGCAUGAUUCGUCAAAGGGUCGACAAAAGAGGUCAUAUAUAUCAUUUGGAACCCCAGGCUUCGUGUCCUGUCCUUCAAAUCCCAAAUUCACAAGUCGGGGCCAUCAAUCCGGAACUGGUCAAGAACUGGCUUGCGGCGAAAAAGGAAUGGGAUGUGAAGUACGCCAAGGACAAGCUUCAUGUCCAACGCCAACGGGUCAAAGAGUUGGCUCAGUGCUUCCAACAAGAUUUUGUGGGCGAGGUGCCCCCUCCCAGUUCACUGGCGGCGAGAAGGUCCGCCCCUGGAGUCAUGCCAUCUCGAGGUGGCCGGAAGAGCUACCCGAUGACCAUAUGGAGCAAUUGGGCCAGCAGGCAUGACGAGAGGAGUCUCCAACGGGAGCACAAGAAGGAGAAAGAGGGACAACCCAAGAGAACCAGCGUAGAGGCUGGACGCGCCGGAGCUUGCAUGAAAGCAACGGAGGUUGAUGAAGGCACCUCUCCGUAUAAUGAACAGGUUAGUCAUGGCUACCAGAACGUUGUUAUUGUCGAUACUAAAGAAAAUAUUCAGGAUACAUCAGAUGGGACAAAGAGCUCAGCGACCCGGACAGAGGAAGAUGUUUCGCAUAGGCUUGUCAAUAAGAGUUCGGGCCCUAUGAUAAUCCUGCCCCCAUAUGAUGAGAAGAAGUUCACGGAGGAAAACGCGAGCACGCAAGCACUUUUCCACGCACGAGGAACUAUGACCUCAACGUCCGACCUAUCCAUGGCCCGAAAGCAACGACCGGUAUCCCAAGCCGGGUCAGGCACAAUUCGAAGCGGCAUCACAUCUGAUAUUGCAGAUGAUACCAGUACUCUCGGAGACAGAUCGCUCGCCGUUACCAACACCGGCGUCGAUGCCGCUAGUACUCGAGCAGUACGGAACUCGGUCGGAGUUGUGGGCCUGAUCAAUGAUGGCGACUCAGCCUAUCGCUCUAUUGAUUUCUACUCUAUACCGCGCGACUCGGGUGACCUUGAGACCGAUUCUCUUGGUGGGAGGACGACGGAAGGAGAUAUCUCUCGCACCGUCUCUCGCCCGGGAAUGGCUGACCGAGAGUUUUAUAAAACUGCACAGGAGCACCCUGCAGCUUGA